Molecule: messenger RNA, 483 nt
Organism: Geodia barretti
Lineage: Eukaryota; Metazoa; Porifera; Demospongiae; Tetractinellida; Geodiidae
Source: the annotation of a GenBank genome assembly
AUGCCGUGUCUGAAGGGAGAGGCUGACUUCGCAGUUACGGUUGCUGAGGUUCUGAAGAAGUGGGAUUCACCCUUCAGCGUUGAACAGGCGAUUGAAACACAUACGAAGAUUGUUGCGAUGAACCUCGAGUCUUUAGAAGUAGUUCGUGCCCUGAGAAGGUCAGGGGUAGGCGCUUAUCUGGCGACUAAUCAGCAUGAGUAUCGGGCGCAGUACAUGUCCGAGGUUUUCGGCUAUGCAGAUAUUUUCGACGGCGAGUUUUACUCGUGCAGAGUGGGAUCUAUGAAACCGAACCCUGACUACUUUCACUCUGUACUGAAGUCGUUGCCUAUACCACCUGAACGACUACUGUUCAUCGACGACAGGGAGCGGAAUGUCGCGGCCGCACAGAGCGUUGGCAUUCACGGCGUUGAGUAUGAUAUGGGAGAGGGUGUGGAGACAUUGCGCGGUAUUUUGAGGGGCUACGGUCUUGAAAUAUGCUUGUAG